Messenger RNA from Monopterus albus (swamp eel), 1400 nucleotides. Its product is annotated as L-threonine dehydratase catabolic TdcB. Gene Ontology annotation, molecular function: threonine deaminase activity; L-serine ammonia-lyase activity. NCBI's taxonomy places the organism in Eukaryota, Metazoa, Chordata, Actinopteri, Synbranchiformes, Synbranchidae. The transcript has 7 exons. Bases 101 to 1072 code for a protein of 323 amino acids. Gene Ontology annotation, biological process: L-threonine catabolic process; L-serine catabolic process. The record is from RefSeq and is a predicted model, not a curated record.
GGGAACCAUCACACUGAUGGGAACUCAAAUGUUGUUACACCGAGAACAUUACGGAACUGUGGUCCUUUAGAGUUCAAGAGAAAUCCAAACGAAUAAUAAGAUGGGUGAGGUAUCCGCAGAUGCUGUCACUCUGAAUCUGCUGAGAGAAGCCAUGGAGACUGUGAGGAGCAGCCCCCUGGGCAUCAUCAACACUCCCUUGAUCCCCUGGUGCCAGACCACCCUGCCUCUCAGCAUUGACUGCAACAUCUUUUUAAAAUUGGAAAACAUGCAGAGAACUGGGUCUUUUAAGAUCAGAGGAGUGGCCAAUCAGUUCACUAAGAGACCAAAGGGUUUACAUUUUGUGACCAUGUCUGCAGGGAACUAUGGGAAAUCUUUUGCAUAUGCUUUAAAACACUAUGAGUCAAAGGGCAAGGUGGUGAUGCCAGAAACUGCUCCAGUGUCCAGAGCCAACCUCUUACAGAGUUUUGGGGUGGAGGUGGAGCGAGUUCCCACCUCCAGUCUGAUGAAUGUGGUGACCCGCUGUGUUCAGGAGGACAAGAUGAUCUUCCUGCAUUCCUAUGAUGACCUGGAUCUAAUAGCAGGACAUGCCAGUCUCGGUAUGGAGGUGCUGGAGGUAAAUUCUGACCCCGAUGUGGUGGUGGUGUGCUGUGGUGGAGGGGGUCUGCUAGCUGGUGUAGCUGCUGCCAUCAAACUAUCAGGCUGUGCUAAAACCAGAAUAUAUGGUGUGGAACCAGAAGGAGCCUGCACCAUGUACAAAAGCUUCAUUGAGAAGAAACCAGUGGGCAUGGACGCCAAGAGCAUUGCCUCAGGUCUAGCACCACCUUUUGCAGGCAGGCUGCCCUACGAGCUGUGCCAACGUUAUGUGGAGGCGAUCGUUCUGGUGAGUGAUCAGGAGAUCAAGGCGGCAGUGUCCACUCUCUACAAGUCUGGACUGGUAGUGGAAGCAUCAGGCUCUGCUGCCUUCGCUGCCAUUGUCAACAACAAGAUACCUGAACUGGAGGGGAAGAAUGUUGUAUGCAUCAUCAGCGGAGGGAACAUUGGAAAAGAUGAGCUUGCUGACUUCCCAGACUGACAGGCAUCUCGGACAUUAUUCUGUAUGAGCAAUUCUGACUAGCUUGUGCCAAUAUAUGGAUACUGGGGAGGAAUCUAGAAGUAACUGUAUGAAAUAGUGAGUUUAUGUUGCAUUAUCUUUGUUCUCAUGGGGUGGAGAUGAAUCUUUAUGAAAUACCUUUUUAUCUAACCACAAUAUGAAUUUUCACAAACUAUAACAAGUUUCUUAAUAAGCAUUGAAAGUGCCAUAAAUCGCUAGUAAUUGAUUAUACAUUUCAUUUCAAUGGAAAUUUUUUCCUUCACUGUAUUGAACUGGGGUCUCUUCUAAUAAACACCUCAAUGUCAUUUUA